AUGACACAUCACCCGCACGACACCUGGACCCCUCAGUCCUGGUCUACAAAGCCCGUGAUCGCCCAGGCUGUAGAAUAUGAUGACCCGAAAGCUUUAGAAUCGGUCAUCAGCACUAUAUCCUCCCUGCCAGCGCUUGUCAACCCAAUGAAAAUCGAGAUUGCCCGUUACAACUUUGCAGCCGCGGCACGAGGCGAGGCAUUCAUCAUUCAAGGGGGCGACUGCGCAGAGAGCUUCGACGAUGUACACCUGCAUGCUAUUAAAAAGAAGGUCAAACUCCUGCAGGAGCAGUCUCAUCUUCUUGGGCAAGGACUUAAUCUGCCCAUCGUAACAGUGGGACGAAUUGCUGGCCAGUACGCAAAGCCACGGUCGUCUCCGUUGGAGACUUUGGAAGACGGCACGAUAACUCACACUUUCCGCGGACACAAUAUCAACGGCCCCAGUCUGGGAGAGAGACGCCCUGACCCGUAUCGUCUGCUACUGGGAGACUUUUAUUCCAGGACAACCUUGGAAAUGAUCAGGCAUAUUCAAUCUACGCCCACUUCUACGAGUCCCAACUUCGUCCCGGCGCCGAACUCCUUCCCCUUGACCCCGGAAGAGACAGACGUUGAACCAUUAGAGACACCAGCUGGGACUAUCUUUACAUCGCAUGAAGCGCUUCACCUUCCUUAUGAAAGUGCAAUGACCCGCAAUCGUUACAAUACCUCAGCCAGUUUUAUUUGGAUCGGUGAACGUACGCGGCAGUUGGACGGGGCUCAUGUCGAGUACAUCCGUGGCCUGCGUAAUCCCAUUGGGGUCAAGAUCGGGCCAAAUAUUGACAGUUCAACACUGGUUUCUCUUCUCAAUGCAAUUUGCCCUGAGCCGCAUCUGUUAGAGAACUUUGGCCGGGUGACGAUUAUCACGCGGCUCGGCGCAGAGAAGGUCGCCAGUGUUCUCCCCCCUCUCAUCAAAGCCGUUCAGGAAGCAGGGCACACACCCGUCUGGAUGUGUGACGCUUGCCACGGGAAUACACAAACUACGGAGACCGGUCUUAAAACACGUCAUGUAGAGCACAUGCUACUUGAAGCUACCCGGACAUACCAAACACAUCGAGAGAACAACUCUUUGCUGGGAGGGUUGCACCUCGAACAAACGGGAGAAUUCGUAACCGAGUGCCAAGACGAUAAGACUAUGGAUAGGAAGAGUCCUUUGAGCAGUAAUUACCACAGUUUAUGCGACCCACGUCUAUCCAAUAUCCAAGCGUUGAGUCUAGUUCGGCAAUUUGUGGAUUUCGUGCGCAGCUGGGAAGGGAAAGAAAAGCUUGGAUAUUAAUUGGGGUUUCAAGUACUACCCAACGC
Messenger RNA from Aspergillus caelatus, 1334 nucleotides. RefSeq names its product class II DAHP synthetase family protein. The record is from RefSeq and is a predicted model, not a curated record. Bases 1 to 1308 code for a protein of 435 amino acids. Gene Ontology annotation, biological process: aromatic amino acid biosynthetic process. Gene Ontology annotation, molecular function: 3-deoxy-7-phosphoheptulonate synthase activity. Lineage: Eukaryota; Fungi; Ascomycota; Eurotiomycetes; Eurotiales; Aspergillaceae. The transcript has a single exon.